UCUUGCGUCUCCCUUGCAAUACUGACCCCUUGUGUCCCCCGACCUGCCACUAGCGUUGAAUCACGACGACGACCGACCGCAUGUGGCGUUCCUCGCUUCGGUUCGCCAGGAAACAAUCCUUGUUCGCGGCGGCUGCCGCCGGCGCAGCGUUCUCGUCCAUGAAUGGCACGUCAUUCUGUGAUGGCAAGGUAGUCGAAGCAGCAACGAAACCAACGUCGUUGCAGACUGAACAGCCCACGGAAGCCGAGAAAAUCGUCGGCCGGUAUGAGAAUCGACUGCGGCGAUUCAGCAGCCCGGAACGAGUGUUCCACUACUUUGCCAGCAUUCGACUCGACAAGCAGCCGUACAUGACCCGCCAGGACUUUAUCCGUGCGCUGACUCCGUACACGUUCCGCAAGGGAGAUCAGUUGCAUUCAAAGAACGCCGAGUUUAAUCCGAUGGUCGCGCUGAGCGCGCCCAAGAAAGCCGAUGUGGAAGCGUACAAGGCUCUCGUCCAAGAGAUCAUGCGACUCGGCGAACAUGAAGAGUGGAAGAAGUCCCCGGACGCAAAGAAAGAACUCGAAACACUCAUGACCAAGUUGACACACGACUACACGAUGGAUUUGCAGACGCAUUUGCUCGUGCUACGGGAACUCAACGUGACAUGCCGCGAGUUUGAAACGUUUGUCGAGACGCAUGGCGGGCCCAAGGCCCAUCGCGAAGCGUUCUUCGACUUGGUCGAUACGGACGGCGACGGCCUCAUCUCGUACCCCGAGUACAUGUUCUUUAUGACCCUCCUCAGCAUUCCCGAGCGACAAUUUGAGCUUGCGUUCAAGAUGUUUGACGAUGACGGCAACGGCGUGAUCGACCACCGUGAGUUCAAAGAGAUUAUGGACUUGAUGCGUCUGCGCACGCCAGCGGGACGCCAAGACCGCCGACUCAAGGACAAUUCGACGCCAGCUUUCAAGAACUUGUUUGGCGAAUGGGAACGGGACCCCCUUACGUUUGAAAAGUUUCGGGCGUUCCGGAACAACUUGAAGCGGGAGGUCAUGCACUUGCACUUCGAUCACUACGACGUCGAUGGCAGCAAAGAGCUGUCGGUGCGCGAGUUUGGCAUGUUCCUCGUGUCCCACGUAAAGCAAAACGAGCUAGACCGGUGGGUCGAGAAGGUCGACAAGCUGCACGGCGUCGAGAUGAGCAUCACGGAGCAAGAAUUCAUGGACUUUUACAACUUCCUUGAAAACCUCGACGCGAUGAAGGUGGCGAUGGAACUUGUUAUGGAAAAGAAUGGGCUCGACAAAGGUGCGUGAACUCCGUCGCUGUUGCUUGUGGUUAGUGCCCGUCCUUCGUGCACAGAGCAAUUCUUCCGCGCGACGCGCGCAGCAUGCAAUGGCGGGCGGCCGUUGGUAUCGCGUCAGAUUGUAGAUAUCAUCUUCGCCUUGUUUGAUGAAAGCGGGGAUGGCACGGUCUCGCCAGACGAGUUCCUCGGCGUGAUGGAAACAAGGCGCAGCGCCGGCCUUCGGGAGCGCCGAGACCUCGGCGCUCUUGAGUUCGUCAAGCGCAUCAGGUCGUGCUUCCUCGAAUGCGUCGCCGACAUCGCAUGAGUGGAAAUCGUGUGGUGCCUCCCCAAGAUCCAUGUCGUUUUAAAUAAAUGCACAUGCCCAUAGCUUGCGAUUUGUAUCUGGAUUUUAUCG
Molecule: messenger RNA, 1673 nt
Organism: Aphanomyces invadans
Lineage: Eukaryota; Oomycota; Saprolegniomycetes; Saprolegniales; Verrucalvaceae
Exons: 9
Coding region: 81-1289 (402 amino acids)
Biological process (GO): mitochondrial calcium ion homeostasis; calcium import into the mitochondrion
Cellular component (GO): uniplex complex
Molecular function (GO): calcium ion binding
Source: RefSeq, a predicted model, not a curated record